Juglans regia (Persian walnut) is the source of this 2187-nucleotide messenger RNA. Its product is annotated as transcription termination factor MTEF1, chloroplastic-like. The record is from RefSeq and is a predicted model, not a curated record. The coding region runs from base 733 to 1578 and encodes 281 amino acids. Lineage: Eukaryota; Viridiplantae; Streptophyta; Magnoliopsida; Fagales; Juglandaceae. The transcript is spliced from 4 exons. Gene Ontology annotation, biological process: regulation of DNA-templated transcription; chloroplast organization. Gene Ontology annotation, cellular component: chloroplast. Gene Ontology annotation, molecular function: double-stranded DNA binding.
CUUCCCUCCUCUCCUUCCCCUUUUCUUUUCACCCAUCGUCCCCCGGCGCCAUCUCUCGAUUUCUCUCUCGCCUCUUUGCCAAGCCGCCGGCCACCGUGAAGGGCAGCAACAAAGCUGCACCACGAGCACGCCACCGGCUCCACCACGAAGACCACCCCACGCACGGUAGCAGACUCUCUCUCUCUCUCUCUCUCUCUUCUCUCUCUCUCGAUUUCUCCCAUCUCUCAGCCACCAUCCACGCCAUCAGCCACCACUGGCACGCCCGCCACGGCCAACCACCAUCGCACGACGCCGCAACCAAGCCCCUUUCCGUCGAGCACCACCCCUCGCCGUCAAGAAAAAGCAAGCCCCACACCGUUUUUCUUGGCCUCUACUCUGCACUGUCUCUGGCCCCGUGCCACCGUGCGCUACCAGGCCGUCGUCGAGUUCCUUUGCCGUCGUACCACCACCGUGGCCAAGGGAGGCCGCCACACCCUGUCCAGCCGUGUACAUCCGUUGCCUACGCCACCACUGUGGGAAUCAGUUUCAAAACCUUUGCUGGUCUUCACGACUGCCACGUAUUCAACGAAAAGUCCAACCCAAGUUGAAAGAGUAGAAGUUGUAGACCACCCAAAAAACUCCAUUGAUGUUCUGAGGAAAUGGGGUUGUACCGAUGAUGAUAUAUCGAAGAUAAUUGUCCGCCGCCCUUCUUUACGCCGGGCCAACAUUGCCCACCUUCAAUCCAAACUUAACAUGCUCAGUAGCUUAGGCAUUGGAGCUCAUGAUCUUGUGAAGAUGAUCAAUUGUCGCCCCAGGCUUCUAAGUUGUCGAAUAAAUCAUUGCUUUGAUGAGCGGCUUGAAUUUUUUAUGACAUUGUUUGAGUCAAGGGAAGUGCUUGCUAAAGCUAUUGUUAGGAACCCUUCACUCUUAACGUAUGAUUUCAAUAACAGGAUCAAGCCUGCUAUUGCGCUGUAUCAAGAGAUGGGUGUUAGUAGAAAGGACUUGAUUCCUAUGCUCCUUUCUCGGCCCACCAUGAUACCUCGAACUUCAUUUGAUGAAGAGAAAAUGGAAUAUAUUCGCAAAACUGGGAUUUCCAAGGAUUCCAAGAUGUAUAAAUAUGUUGUUACAAUCAUUGGCAUCUCACGCCAUGAAACAAUCAGUCAAAAGGUGGGAAAUUUUGAAAAGUUCGGGUUUUCAAAUGAUGAAAUCUUCAAUCUUUUUGGGAGAUCCCCCCUUAUGUUGACACUAUCAGUUGAUAAGGUACAGAGGAACAUGACUUUCAUUUUGGGCAUGAUGAAGCUUCCAGCUAGUGUGGUCCUUAAGUAUCCAUUUCUAUUGUACUCUAGCUUGGAGACUGUGUUAAAGCCGCGAGUCCUUCUUGCAGGGAAGAUAGAUGACAUGGGUCUUGAUUCCCAGAUUAAGGGACCCACAAUGCUUAGGGCACUGAGGAUGACAGAGAAGAGGUUUUUAAAGGCGUUUGUCAAGUGUCACCCGGAAGAUGUUGCUGAUGAAUUGUUAGAGUUCUACAAAUGCGCCAAAGGGAUCAAGCGAUUGGCAGAAGCCUCAAAGAAAAACAUUCGCGUGGGAUUCCCUUUUUGAAGUUUUGUUCACUGGCUGCACUGUUUUUAGCCGCUGGAAUCCAUUUUUGGACAGUCGUAAUCGAUUUAAACAAAUGAUUGUCGUACAUUUCAUACAAGCUGGGAAGCAGGUAAUUAACCGCUAUGAAUCUUUCUGUUUGAAGACAAUGGUCGAGGCAUUAUAACUCUUGCACCAAUUCUAUAUGAAACCGACUGAAAGCCACAUCCUAAUUUGAUUUACAGUUAGCAAUAUCAGGUGCUAACCAUCUGGUCACGGUUCUGGACAUUGAUUGGGACGACAUUCUAAUAUGCUGGACCGCUUUAUACAGAUCAUAAGAUUGUUGAGAGGAAUUAACUACUUCAUUUGGAUGUGAAAUCUUGAUAUGUGAUGGUUAGUACGAUAAUAAUGCCUGAUCUACACAUGGCCCAGCUUUGGGGACUUGUUCUCUCUUACUGUGCACAUCUUGUUAUCCCAUUCAGUUAUUAUUUUCUAGUGGUCUCAUGGCCUGGUGAAUCCUAUUUUUCCAGGAAGCUCCUAUCAAACUAUCUUCUACUUCCCUUUGAAAUAAGGAUAGUGUUGAACUUGCAUCCUUGAACAAUAAUUAUAGGGGAUGAGCGAUGACUUUUCAAA